Messenger RNA from Caenorhabditis briggsae, 1443 nucleotides. The record is from RefSeq and is a predicted model, not a curated record. The transcript has 9 exons. NCBI's taxonomy places the organism in Eukaryota, Metazoa, Nematoda, Chromadorea, Rhabditida, Rhabditidae. Bases 1 to 1443 code for a protein of 480 amino acids.
AUGAGCUCUUGGGAUCCCCCUCUUGACACCCAGUCCAUCAACACCACUGGUUUCCUGUGCGCGCUCAAUGAUCAAAUUCUCAAGUUCUACAGUCUGGAACACGGACUUCUAGAAAUCCCCAUCUCCGAUAACGGCGAGAAUUUGGUCCUCGGGAAGUGGUAUUCAAUUUUUGAAGGGGACUACGAGGCACAUUUCAAUUUCGAAAUGACGGAUUGUAAAGUUUGGGCGGACACCGACGGACAAGUCUUUGCACAAGUCAUGGCAAUCGGACCCAAUGAUUUUGCAUUACCCCGUGAGAUUCGAGACAAGUACAGACUGGCAGUCUGGUCGCCGUUUUUGAAGUUCUUGGUGGAUAAGGAGGAUCUUUUCAAUAGCACAUUCAGAGGUGGAGAUGUUGGGGAGAUAGUGGUCAAAUUUGCGCCAUCCAAGGAUCACCCAGAUCGUCUUUUCGAAGUGGUCCGAAUUGUUGAAAGGGACACAAGACCACAAAAUGUGGCCUAUGCACACCUUCCACCAUGGACUAUGGAAUUCCUUGCGACCCGAAUGGAACCAGUCUAUGUUCUGCGCCCCAGCCUGCCGAUUGUCAAUCGAUAUGGUAUGACUGAAAGAAGGGAUGCUGCAAUUGGAAUCUGCAUAAAAGUGGACGUCAAAAAUCCAGCAUAUUCUGCUAAAAAAGCUGGAUCUCUGGAAAAAUGUUGUGUGCUAUUUUCUCCGAGAUUCGGAUUAACAAAGUUGCUGGUUAGAGAAAUGAUGGUAUCUGGACAUAAACAUGCGGAUAAGAAUGUGACAGAACAAGUUAAAAGUAUGGAUAAGCCGUUUUAUAAGCUUGGAAAAUGGUACAAAUACCAACUCGGUGACAAUAGAUACCAAAAAAGUCAAAAACAACGAGAAACAGCUAGAUCCAAAGCUAUUGAGGAAUUGGGACCAGCAGAUACUGCAUUCUAUAAUGCGGCGGCUGUUCAUGUGGAAGAAGUGGAGCAACAAAAGUAUACAAAAGUGAUGAAUGGAGACGUUGAGAUUGACACUUCAUUUGCGUUCAACCACGAAAUGCUAGAAGACCCAGGAAAUCAAGAGCUCCCAUGGGAGAUUCGGAGCCAAAAACUGUCAAAAACUGCUCAUUUUGUGGACGUGGAUAUUGGAAGAGUCGAAGUUUAUCCAAACGAGUCGCAGUUCAUUCUUCAGAAAAUCGAAACACAUCGAAAAAUGCUCGAGGAGCAGCAUCCAAGCGACUACUCGCGUCUCAAAAACGAAAUGUUGAUUGUGAGAGCCACUGUGAAGGUCCAUAAUAGAUUCAUGGCCAAUUCUGAAGCCUACCCGAAUCAUGGAAUAUUUAUUGUUCGAAAAAUCAUGUCGAUUUUCUAUUUGAAUGGUGGAAAAAUGAUUUAUGAUAUGGAGAAGGAGGAGGAAAAGCUGAAUUUGUCCUUUGGAAAGCUAACAUUGUGA